AUGCCAUCCGACUCAAGUAGUAGUGAUCUUGAAGAACUGGGCGUUAAUUUGAAGGAAUUCGCCAAAAAAAGACAAUCCAGGCUAGGAAUUGCAAGGACUGGGCAGAACCAUACAGGGCCUACACCCCAUGUUGGUGAUAUUCCAAGUGAGCUGGAGUAUGAUACUUUGCUCCGUUGUGCAAUGAUGGUCCUGAAAAAAGGAAAGGAGUUAGGGGAGUCUACAAGAAUCAAGCUUCCUUUGGAUGUAAAGAGAGAGGCACGAAAGACAUCUAUCAAUAUUGCCGAGGUGUCUGGUGUUUUGAACAGGCCUGUAGAUCAUCUUGUAAGCUUUCUAUGCAGUGAGUUGAUGACGACGGGGUCCGUAAACAAGGACGGUAAGCUUCUUCUCAAAGGGAUGUUUAUAAGAUCGGAAGUCCAGGAAGUUCUUAGGAGGUAUAUCGAGCACUUUGUUGUAUGUAAAAUAUGCGAAAGUGUUGAGGACACUGAUAUUGUAAGAGAUAAGAGGCUUUACUUCUUGAAAUGCUCCAAAUGCGGAGGUGCAAGAUGCGUAGGCAAUGCGGUGGAGGGAAUAACUACCAAGGGAAAGGCAAAGCCUCAGCUUAGAGGAAUGCUAUAG
This is a messenger RNA of Encephalitozoon hellem ATCC 50504, 615 nucleotides long. Its product is annotated as translation initiation factor 2 subunit beta. The record is from RefSeq and is a predicted model, not a curated record. The coding region runs from base 1 to 615 and encodes 204 amino acids. Gene Ontology annotation, molecular function: translation initiation factor binding; mRNA binding; translation initiation factor activity. The transcript has a single exon. Gene Ontology annotation, biological process: formation of cytoplasmic translation initiation complex; translational initiation; formation of translation preinitiation complex. Gene Ontology annotation, cellular component: eukaryotic translation initiation factor 2 complex. NCBI's taxonomy places the organism in Eukaryota, Fungi, Microsporidia, Unikaryonidae.